AUUACAACCAAGGUAGAGGAGUUGGAACUUAUUACCUCUCGGCAGAAAAGUAUCCGGGACUGCUGUGUUAUGGUCCUUCUAGAGACGUGGCUGGAUCCCUCCUUUCCACAGGGACUUCUGCAGCUAGAAGGACGCUCAGUAAUUAGAGCGGAUAGAACCGCCGAAUCCGGGAAGAGCAGAGGAGGAGGAAUUUGCGUUUAUAUAAAUAACAACUGGAGCUCGGACAUCAAACAAAUGGACACGCAUUGCUCUCCUGACUUGGAGUACCUAGUGGUGAAGUGCCGCCCUUUUAUUUGCCAC
Molecule: messenger RNA, 300 nt
Organism: Podarcis lilfordi (Lilford's wall lizard)
Lineage: Eukaryota; Metazoa; Chordata; Lepidosauria; Squamata; Lacertidae
Source: the annotation of a GenBank genome assembly